Acanthamoeba castellanii str. Neff is the source of this 4923-nucleotide messenger RNA. Its product is annotated as Eukaryotic translation initiation factor 4 gamma 3 (eIF4-gamma 3), putative. Bases 1 to 4923 code for a protein of 1640 amino acids. Lineage: Eukaryota; Discosea; Longamoebia; Acanthamoebidae. Gene Ontology annotation, cellular component: eukaryotic translation initiation factor 4F complex. The record is from RefSeq and is a predicted model, not a curated record. The transcript has 25 exons. Gene Ontology annotation, molecular function: translation initiation factor activity; protein binding; mRNA binding.
AUGCAGGACCUCCUGCUGCUGGCCCAGCUGGCGGCGCAGCUCCAGCCCAAAAUGCAGACGCAGAGCUACGUGCCCAAGGUCACGCCCGCCACAAGCAACGCGGUGCCGCAACCUGCGCCAGCUGGCGCGGGCGCACAGCAGCUGCCCACUCCCACCACUACUGCUUCAGCCAGCGCCCAGCCCACACCCGCGCAGCCAGGUGGCGCCGCCGCCGAAGGCAACGCUGCUGCCAUCCAAGCGCCCUCACCACACGCUCCCCAGCCUCGACCGCCCGUGGCGGCCAGCGGCGGCCAGGGUCCCGCUCCUCCCUUCGUCGGGUUCACAAACGGCGCCGGCGCUCCUCCGCCUGCAGGAGGUCGCGGCCGUGGAAUCCCGCCCCGCACGCAAUCCGCUCCACCCAAUCUCAAGGAGCAGAAGCAAGCCGCCAUAUUUAUUCCAGCCAGAGCCACGCCCAACCCUGCUGCCUUCCCAGGCGCUCCUUACUAUCCUGGAGUGAGUCCAACGCAUCCCUACGCGCCACCUGGCCAGGGUGGCGUUCCCCCUCCGCGCGGUGCCAUCUACCAGCCCCCCACGCAUGGCCGAACUCAAGUGCCCCCCGGCCCUCAGGGCGGCCCGCCCCAGGGCGGUAUGGGCGGCCCUCCUCCUCAUGCGGGCCAGGUGGGCGGCCCUCAGAUGGGUCCCCAACAGCCGAUGGGUCCCCCCUCCGGCUACGUGCCGGGACAUCGAUUGCCGCCAUUCGUGCCUGGCCGCGGUCCCUACAUGCCGCGUGGCCCUGGAAUGCAACAGAUGCCGCCCCCGCAUUCGAUGCCCAUUCAGAUCCCUCAACAGAAGCGCCGCAGCAGCCGUAUCGCCAUUAUCGACCCUCAGACGGGCCAAGAGGUGAACACCUCGCCUCCCAAGGACGACUUGCCCGGUGAAUCCUCGGGCUCGGCCGGCACCUCGCCCUACCAGCACUCGCCCCCGAGCUCGGGCCUGCGACCGACCGGCGGCAUCAUGGGUCACCCCUACGCCCCCGGAGGCUCGUCGCCCUCGCGUCAGGCGCCGCCCUUCAAGCCCGACAUGGGCGCUGCCGACUUCAGCGACUCCGAGCAGUUCGCGCCCAACCAUCCCUACGCGCCCGGGCGUAGCGCUGCCAUCCCCAUCAUCGACAAGCCUUCCAGUUCUCCCAUCGUGAUCACCACGCCGCCUCAGAUGCGUGCCGCCGCCGCAGCAGACGAGCAGGCUAAGGCCACCGCGGAGGAACCUGCGAAGGACCAGACUGCCGCCGUCACCGACGCCGCGCCCGAGGAGAAGGAAGAAGAGAAGGAGAAGGAGGGCGCCAGCCCUCUCCCCGAGGCGGCCACGAAGGAAGAGGAGAAGCAGCCCGAGAAGAAGACCGACGCGGAGGUUGAAGCGAAGCCUGCCGAGGUCCAGCCUACGAAGGACGAGGCCAAGGCCGAGGAAGUCAAGGCCGAGCCCGUUGCUCAGGAGAAGGACAAGACGGAGGAGGAAAAGAAGGUCGCCGCCGAAGCCGCCGAACAGCCUGCCAAGGAGGAGCCCCAGCCUGCCAAGGAAGCGGAGCCCACCACCAAGGAGGAGGAGGCCGCCGCGCCCACUUCCGAGAAGGCCACUGAGGAGCCCAGCAAGACCGUCAAACAGAAGCCCGCUGCUGCGACCGAGGACGGCGGCAAGAAGGCGUCGGCUGACAACAAGAAGACCAAGUCUGGAUCGCGCAAGGCCACCUCUUCGAAGAAGGGCGACGAAGGCGAGUCGAAGGCGGCAGUCGUCGCUUCGAGCACCGACAAGAAGGAGGACCAGCCCCAGGAGAAGAAGGAGGCCGAGGAGCCCGCCAAAAAGGACGAGGCGGAGCCCCAGGCCGAAGAAAAGGCUGCCGAGACCGAGGACGAUGAUGACUGGGAGGUCAAGGCGGAGAAGGAAGACCUGGUGCUGCAGAAGGAUAUCUCCCUGCGUCCGACCUACGCCGGCUCCAACGCUCCGGGAUCGUUCAGGCCGACGAUCAACCCGCAGGCUGACGCCUCCUGGAACGGGUCCGGCACCAAGAGGACCUACGACCGUGACUUCCUCCUCAAGUUCCAGACCUACUGCCGCGAGCGCCCCGAGGGCCUGCCGUCGGUGGAGGUGAUCCUGGGCAACGAGGACAAAGGCAAGGGUGGCGGCGGCGGCGGCGGAGGCCGCGGAGGCAAGGGUGGCCGCGGAGGCGGCAUGGGCAGCAGCGGCGAGUGGUCGCGUGGCGCCCAGCAGCAGUUCUCCGGACGCGGUGGUCGUGGCGGCCCUGGUAUGCCCGGCAUGCCGUUCGCUCCCGUGCCCGGCAAGUUCGGCGCACCCCCCGGGCUGGCUGCUCCCAUCGCCCGUGGUCCCGGUGGUCGUGGUGGCGGCCCGCCAGGCGGUCCCAUCCGCCGCGGUCCCAAGAAGAUCCCCGGCCGAGAGACCCCGCCCCCUGGCAUCAUGCCGCCGCCGGAGCCGGUCGCCCCCAUGACCGACAAUCCGUCUGUGUGGAAGCCAAGCCGUCGCAGAGGCGACGACAACGAAGAGAUCUACGGUAAAGUUCGAAGCAUCCUCAACAAGCUUACGGGUGACAAGUUCGGACCGCUCAGUCAGCAGAUGGUGGAUCUGCUCAAGUCCAAGGCCACGGACGUGGAAAUUUUGAGGGAGAUCAUCAACAUCAUCUUCGACAAGGCGCUUGCCGAGCCCGGCUUCAGUACCAUGUACGCCGAGCUGUGCCGCGUGCUCGAGAAGAACUGCCCCACCUUUGAGACCAACAAGGAGGGCAAGCCUCAGACCUUCAAGCGAAUUCUGCUGAACCGCUGCCAGGAGGCCUUCGAGCACAAGCCGCACGACGAGACGGUGGAUAACGAUCCCCUCAAGAAGGAGGAGGCCGACAUGAAGCAGAAGCGACGCAUGAUCGGCAACAUCGUGUUCAUCGGUGAGCUGUACAAGGAGCACAUGCUGACGGACAAGAUCAUGCACGAGUGCGUCUUCCGCCGACUGCUGGGCGACAUCAAGAACCCGGUCGAGGCCGACCUCGAGGCCCUGUGCAAGCUCAUGAACACCAUCGGCAAGGUGCUCGACGUGCCCAAGGCCAAGGGCUACAUGGACGCCUACUUCAAGCGCAUGAAGAACCUCACCCAGAACCCCAACAUCCCCUCGCGCAUCCGCUUCCUCCUCCUGGACGUGCUGGAUCUGAGGGCCAACAGGUGGACCUCGUCGGUGACGGAGAAGCCCGCCAAGCCUGGCGCCGGAGGCCGCGGUGGUGCUCCCCAACAGCAGCACAAGCCCGCUCCUGCUCCCGCUGCCACGUCGGGCGAGUUGGCGGUCGCGGUGCUGCGUAUCGCCCGGCUGGCGCUGGCGGACCCUCGCACGGCCCUCACGGAGGCCCUCGCGGUAAUGCCGAAGGAUGGGAAACGGAGUGGAGGUGGAGGCGGCGGCGGAGGCGGUGGUAGCGAGCGUGGCCCACCGGUGACGCUGUCGUCGGGCGAGGUGGUGCUGGGUCCCAACCAGUCGCGCAUGGGUCCGACGAUGGGCGGUACGGGAGCCAAAGGCUGGCGCGACGUCAGCAAACGCCCGCAGGAUAGCCGGCGGGACGCCACCCCUGCCUCCCGCCCGGGCUCCGGCCCCGCGCCGGCCCCGGCCAAGGGCAACAUCUUCGCCGCCCUCUCCGACAUCUCCGAAAAGUCGCCCCAGGCCGAGUCCAGGCAAGCGGGCAGGCCCGCAUCGCGAGACCGCAGCCGAUCGAGGGAGGGACGAGAGCCGCAGCCCUCGCCCCGCGGCGGCGACCGAGCCGAGAAGGCUGAGCCUCUGCCUUCCCCGCGGUCGCGCGCUGAGAAGGAGGACGAGUCCGUCGUUGGCCCGCUCGACCCGGAGACCGAGAAAUCGAUCAAGCUGCUGCUGGAGGAGUUCCUCGACACUCAGGACGAGGACGAGGCCCGCCAGUGCGUGGACGACAUCGAGGCCACUGGCUUCCAGCCCCACCUCGUGAAGGCCAUCAUCGUCAUGGCGACCGAGAAGAAGGAAGUGGUCCGCGAGAUGCUCCUUCAGCUCAUCACCCACUUCACCAAGAAGUCGACCAUCACCGCCCCUCAGUUCGUUGCUGGUCUGCGUCUGGUGCUGGAGCAGCUGGAUGACAUUAAGCUGGAUGCCCCGCUCGCCCCGAAGGUGGUGGGCCAGUUCAUGGGCAGCGCCCUCCUGGACAACUACCUCGACGCCUCCUUCGUCGUGCCGGCUCUGGAGCCCCUCGUGGAGAGCGGAUCGGCCAUCUCCGUGCUGGUCGGCCUCUUCAACUUCUACAUCGAGAACACCAGCAUCGGCGAGACCCGGGACUUCGUCAAGGAGGCCGGUUGGGAUAUCACCAGCAUGUUCAAGACCAGCAGCCGGAACGCGACGAGCAUCUCGGAGUGGCUUCAAGUCAACAACUUGGACACGGUCUUCCCUGUCGCAUGGGCUCACGGCAAGCUGCAGGCGAUGCUCGCGAGCGGAGACGACGCGGAGAAGAUUUUGAAGUGGAUCGAUGAAAACGUCUCCAGGGAGGCCUCGCGCGACGAGGAGUUUGCCCAGCGGCUCACGCGCCUGUUCCUCGAGUUUGUCGCCGCCCGCACCAAGUCCAUCAGCGAGCACGACAAGGUUGUGGAGGAGGAGACCAAGCUGUUCGAGCAGUACGCGCCUCUGUUGAAGAAAUUUUUGUCGGAUAGCCAGGCGCAGGUGGACUGCCUGUCCGUGGUCCAGCGCUUCUGCUUUGAGCAGAAUUUUCCUGAGGGACUGCUGGAGCGGUUGUUCCAGGUGCUCAACGACGCCGAGGUUGUGGAUGAGGAGGCCUUCCGCGAGUGGGCUGCCGACAAGCAGGACUCGUUCGGCAAGUCCCAGGCCCUCGCUCAGCUGGCCAACUGGCUCAACGUGCUCGCUGAAAAGGACGAGGAGGAGGCCCACUAA